Molecule: messenger RNA, 2300 nt
Organism: Cornus florida
Lineage: Eukaryota; Viridiplantae; Streptophyta; Magnoliopsida; Cornales; Cornaceae
Exons: 15
Coding region: 134-1999 (621 amino acids)
Molecular function (GO): alpha-1,4-glucan glucosyltransferase (UDP-glucose donor) activity
Source: RefSeq, a predicted model, not a curated record
GAAAUGAUUCAGAGAUCAAUUGAUGAGCCGAGUUGUUCACUUGUCAGUGCAGUGGUUAUAUAUAUACAUGCGCGCUAAUACAUACAUAUAUAUAUAUAUAUAUAUAUAUUCAUGCAUAUAUAGAUAGUAGAUUAUGGAAGCGUUCGUUAUUUAUAGCGGUAAUGGUACUUCCGUGAGGUUUCCUCAUACUUCACUAACUGGUUGCUCGUCUUUUUUGGAUCAUCAUCUGAGUAAAAGGAUUGUAGAAGUGGGCAAUACAGAGAGGAACAACAAGAAGACAUUUUCAUUGACUAGAUCAAAGCCUCACUGGUCCAAUUUCAAGCUUCAAGCACUUCAGGUAGGUGCUGACAAGACAGAAGGUUCAACUAGUUUGGGAUUCAAGGAUAUUGCGUGGCCUUCUCCUAGUGACGAAAUUCCUUUCUGGAAGAGGGACUUUCCUUCAUGGGAUAUCAGCUCCAAAGUUCCUGUUGACAUAGAAAAGGAUUCCGAUCUUAUGCAUAUAGUUCAUGUGACAGCUGAAAUGGCACCUAUAGCAAAAGUUGGUGGUCUAGGCGAUGUUGUAACUGGACUUGCUCAUGCAUGUUUAUUGCGUGGCCAUAAAGUGGAUAUCAUGUUGCCUUUCUAUGAGUGUAUUCAGAAGCAGCAGAUCGAUGAGUUGGCAUUGAUCACGUCAUAUAACUCAUAUCAUGAUGGAAAUUGGGUCCCUACAAGUGCAUAUCAUGGGAUAGUUUCAGGCAUCCCAGUGAUAUUUAUUGAAACAUCUAACUACUUCUUUAAGGGGAAAAGCAUAUAUGGAGGCUCAUACAAUGAACUGGAGGCGUAUUUGUUUUUUACCCGUGCUUGCCUUGAAUGGAUGCAGGUUACUGGAACACAGCCUGAUAUCAUACAUGUCCAUGAAUGGCAGACUGGUGCUUUGCCCUUGCUUUACUGGGAUAUGUACCAUCAUCUCUCACUCCAGAAACCCAGAAUAGCAUUGACAAUUCACAACAUGGAGCAUUAUGGGGAAUGCAGCAAAGAACAACUCAGUAAGUGUGGUCUUGAUGGAUCUCUAUAUGCAACUAUUGACAAGGCUGUUGAUGAACGGACUAUUGGCCAUAAUCCUGAGAGGUUGAGCAUAUUGAAAGGAGGCAUCGUGUACAGCAAUGCGGUAGUUACAGUUUCUCCAACAUACCUCAAGGAAACACUCUGUUCCGGAUGGCUUGCAAGCACUUUGAUAAGACAACGUGAUAAGUACUGUGGUAUUUUAAAUGGGAUAGAUACUGAGAUAUGGAACCCCGCUACGGAUGUUUUCUUGCCAGCUAAAUUUCAUGCUCAUAAAACUGAGGGGAAGAAGAUAUGCAAACAUUUCAUUCAAAGAGGGCUUGGUUUCCCUUCAGAAGGCGCUAAAGCUGGAAUCAAUGUGCCUGAUAUUACAAGCAAGGUGCCAUUGGUUGUAUGCGUUACUCGAUUGGUUGCCCAAAAAGGUCUUCAUUUGAUUAAUCAUGCAAUUAAGCUUGUCGAAGAACUAGGUGGACAGAUGGUUGUGCUUGGAAAAGCUCCAGAUGGUCGGGUUGAAAAAGAAUUUGAAGAUCUUGCAAAUUUGCACAACCAAGGUCCCAGCAUCCGGAUCCUUUUGAUGUACAGCGAGGAGCUGUCACAUAUGCUUUAUGCUGCGGCAGACAUGGUAUUGGUUCCUUCCAUAUACGAGCCAUGUGGACUUACUCAGAUGAUUGGAAUGCGAUACGGAGCGGUCCCGAUAGUUAGGAAGACCGGUGGUCUUGCUGACACAGUCUUUGAUAUGGAUGAUCAGGCAAACCCUGAGAUGGCUAACGGGUUUGUUUUUGAUGGAAUUGACGAAGGAUCCUUGAGCUGUGCUCUUGACCGUGCAUUCUCGCACUACCGAGAGAAACCAAAUGAAUGGAAUGACAUUGUUCGGAAGGUUAUGGAAAUUGAUAAUAGCUGGAGUAACAUGGCUGGGAAAUACAUUGAUGUCUACAAAUCUAUAAGAGCAAGAGUGUAAUUGUACAUUCUGUUUGUGGUACUCCAAUUGAAGGAUGCUGCUUGUUCUACCAAUUGGGAAAAUGAGCUUUUCCCCCUGGAGCUAAUCCUUCUUUGAACUCUUGCAAAAGUUGAAAGCACAGUGCUAAAUAAAUAAUUGAGCUGGCAUCAAAAGGCAGAAAUUCUACCAUCAUCAACUAUUUGCAUUAUAUGAACAGGAUCUGUUGUGUUAUUUCUGUAUUACAUGUGUCUUUAUAUGUGUAAUUUCAGAAUCCUUUGGAAGCUAGGCUGGCUAAUGAAGUGUCUUUGGCAAGUUUUUCUUC